GCACACGCCUCUCGCAUAAAUACUCAACGCAACUGUGGUGCUGAUCAGACGCACCAAUUUUAAAGAGCUGCGUUCUCGUCCUCACGCCGUCUGACUUGUCGCACAGUUACUUUCGGUUUUACCUGUGCUGUCUUGGAGGAAGAUAAAAGAAACAAAGAGAAAUAAAUAAAAGAAAGACAGUAACAGUAGAGAUUAAUCAUUUGGCUGUAAUUACAUUCCCUAAUCAGCAGGAUUGACAGCAGGUGUGAAUUCAUGUCUGUAUUUUCCCCGCACAUAUACCGUCCAGUGUUUUUGCCCAGCCAAGAUAUGACUGAGGUGAUGAUCAACAGCACCCCCAUGGAGGACAUGAGGCUCAGCCCCACCAAGGACAGACUCUCCUUCCAGAUAUUCCCCGACCCCUCAGACUUUGACCGUUGCUGUAAGCUCAAAGAUCGUCUGCCAUCCAUCGUGGUUGAGCCGACAGAGGGAGAAGUCGAGAGUGGGGAGCUUCGCUGGCCUCCAGAGGAGUUUCUGGUCAGUGAAGAAGAAGAAGAAGAAGAAGAAGAGGAGGAAGAGGAAGAAGAGGAACAGGAGCAGACUAACGGCAAUAUCCCAAAUGGACACCCGACACAGAAUUCUCAGCACUAGAGGCUGUGUUGCAGCACCUGUACUCUUUUCAUUCUGAUAGACUCUCCCUUUCCCACACUGGUCCCACUGCACCUCAGCACGCCAACAGACUCAACUGGCGGAUGCACAUUCAUUGUUUAGUGAUGCCAUCUCGUUGCCCUCGACACCAAAGCAUCACCCCCACAAGAGAAGCAAUACACACAGGAGACACUUUUCCCGCAUGAUUUAUACUCUUGGACUGCAAGCCCACCAAAACAGACUUGAAAAGAACGGACACACACACACACACACACACACACACACUCUUGUCCUACGCUUUAGUUCUAACCAUGCCUACCACCAUGUGUCUCAGCCCCGAACAGAUGUCCUGUUUGACAGCAGCAGCUCAGGGCUCCAUGGACAGCAAUUACACUGCGUGGGGCUAUGACUGCUCUCUACUUUACUCCAAAAUGGCUGGCGUCAUGACCCCAGAGACUUGAUACUCACAAACAGAACUAUUGUGGUACCCGUAGAGAGUAUUGUCUACAGUACAUUGUCCAACCUGCGUUCAGUUUCUGGAUUGACAUGUUAAUUAUUGUGAUUGCCACUGCUGUCCAUAGAUUUGUUGGUUUGUGGGAAAUGGGAAAUUUUUUUUUUGUUGUUGUUUUUUUUUCGAGAAGAGGGUAAAAUAGGUAUGUGUACAAUGUUACUGGGACCUCCACCAAAACACCACCACCCCAAAAAUAUUCUGACUUUACAUCAGGCAUUCACAGUAAAAAGGCGACCUAUAAUUAUUUUACCAAGGUGAGCAGAAAGUGAAAGAAUAAACCAGCAUGCCCAGCAUAUUCUUUUGCAAUAAGUUUGUUGGCUUGUUAUGCAGUACGGACACAGUCAGGAGUCAUGCUAAGAUCCUGUCAGCACAUUGACCUCCUCUAAGCCAGAUAACAAAUAGUACUGAGAACUAAAUGACACAAGCAGUUUAUUGUUCGAAAGGGCAAAGCUGAGUAAGGACAAUUGAAAAAGUUUUGAAAAAGCAGCUAUUGAAGCAAUGUGCAGACCCAGUGAAGGAUAUGUAAAUACGUGUUUCCAAUGAGCCAACCCCUGAGGCCUUGUUAGUGCACUGAUCCUGUUUGUAAUUUGGACUUGGUUAAAUUUUUAAAAAGACAAAGUCUGAGAAUAUCACUCUGAACUGUGCACACCUGACCUGAAAAUUUUUCCUAGUCUUCCUGUUUUGUUUUUUUUGUUUUGUUUUUGUUGUUGUUGUUUUUAUGUUUGUUUUGGUUUGUUUUUGAAAACAGCCAUACCUUUUUAAAAAUUGUUAAGUGGAGGUUUAUGUCACCGUGAAUUAAUUCUGCAGGUGAGAGAGAGAGUGUUCAAGUUGGGAUAUAUCUGAAAUCAUAUUAAACUACUAAACUUAAACAAUUAGUCCUGAUGUUUGCCAAAAGGUGUUAAUAGGAAAUCUUAUUUGUUAUCUGGUAGUGAUGUCUGUCAUUUUAGUUGUUUGUAUUGCAGUUUCAGAAGCUGGUGUUCUUUUGUCACUUGUUUGUGGAACAAGUCUUAUCAGUCAGUUUGUGGAAAAGAUUUCACAUUUUGUGUACACAAUAUGAAAUACUGUUGUACAAGCAUGACUGAGAUAUGUCUGUUCUCUUUGUAAAUUCUCAUUUGAGAGGCAUUAGGGCUGUAUACAGAACAUCUCUUUCUCCUGUCAACCUACAGGUCCCACAUUGUUUUUGUAAAGCUCAGGGAGAUUAGCCGCCAUCUUUCUCUCAUUUUUUUUUCUUUUUUUUUGUAUUUAGACCACUCUGCUCUGUGGAAAUUACAGAGGAUGUAAAUAAACAUUUGAAUUUGCUAUCCAA
Molecule: messenger RNA, 2441 nt
Organism: Scatophagus argus
Lineage: Eukaryota; Metazoa; Chordata; Actinopteri; Scatophagidae
Gene: lbh
Product: LBH regulator of WNT signaling pathway
Exons: 3
Coding region: 253-627 (124 amino acids)
Biological process (GO): positive regulation of DNA-templated transcription
Cellular component (GO): nucleus
Source: RefSeq, a predicted model, not a curated record